UCUCUUUUAUUUCCAAUACGUAAUUGAUAAAGUAAAACAUUUUAGUCUUUGAAACAGCAGACGUACUAUUUUACACAAACGACAUUUUUUGCGAUUGGCCUUGAGUCAUUUUACUUUCUAAUUUUUUCAUUUGCAUAGUUAUCGUGAUCGACUUAUUUUAUGUGAGGGAAGGGACAGAAAAACGUACGAUUUCUCAUUUUCUAACCUUGGAACAUCGCCACUUGUACACGUAUUAGUACGUUUAGGUUGGAUAGGCGUUGCGUAGAUCUUACAUAUUGACAUAUGAACAUUGGACGAUGGAGGUAAGUAAAUUUUCACUAAGAUGCAACUCACUCAAACUUAAUUCAACUAAAGUGUGACAUUCGGGAAUUUUCCCGAUUCUUACUAGAAUAUUAUAUUACCUGCAUGAUCCCUUACCAUCUGCCAAACGUAUACGUGCAAAUCCGAGAGGAAAAAGACAGCUUUUAUUUAUGAGCUUAAUCUAAAUGAAUAACAAAGGUUAACCACAUUAUUACCCAACGAAUUUUUUACGACAUAUACUAUUGUACAAACUGUUGUCAUUGGUUGUUUCUUUCAAACUUUUUGGCAAGUUCUUUCUGGCCAUAAGUUGGACGUAUAGUGUUAUAGGUAUAACUUUAGCCUUCAUCAAUUUAUAUUGUAUUGUGUUUUUUAUGGACGCAAACUCAACUACAUGACUAUUGCUGUGGAAUAAUUAAGCUUCACUGUAGAUCAGUCAUUCCAGAAAGGAAAUUCGCUGCAUUUUUCAGAUGGCGGUUUGUUUUCUCGCAUUGAUCCGUAACGUUCGGGUUGUAUAUAAAGCAUUGAGAAAAGAGUGAACCUUUUGGCUGACUUCAUUCAGUCAAAACUAUAGGUAGAACCCUAGUUUGCAACUCGAAAUUCUACGUAAAAGAAAUAAGAAUCCUACUAUAGGAUCUUUUACGUAACGAUGAAAUGUCACUUGGUUUUCAUACUGAUUAGCUGUGUCAUCCUAAACGUUAUGGCUAAUGAAACUGGGAAACCAAUUACGAGAGGACGCCACUUCAUUGUUGGAACCAGUGAGGUAUCUCCCUACAUCAACAUAGAAUAUGUCGGCAACAAAAUCAGUCACGUCUACGGGUUUGUCCAUGAAAUAAUUGUAUGGAUGUCCGAGAAACACGAUUUCACUUUUGAAUAUGUUGAACCUCCUGAUGGAGCCUUUGGGGCCCUUGUAAACGGCUCGUGGAACGGAUUAGUCAGACAGGUUAUUUAUGGUGAAAUUGAUAUAGUGGCAACAGCAUUUUCGGUAACUUAUCCACGAUCCAAAUCUAUUGAUUACACCUUUCCAUUUUCGGAUGACCCCAUGGCAAUAUUAAUUCCAUAUCCUCGACUGGACAGCACCAUUUCCGGUAUUGUCAGGCCCUUCCAGUACGAGGUGUGGAUUGGCAUCAUCUUUAGUUUGCUGAUUUUAGCCAUUUUCCUCUGGUUAAUUUCUCGGUUUGAAUCACGUGUUAGCCGUGAACCAUUUCGCGGAAAGACCGGAUUGUUCGACCACUUUUGGUUUCUAUUCCGAGUCGUGGCAAACUCCAACGAUGUUAUUGCUUUCACAUUGGCAACACGACUGAUAGUCACAGCCUGGUGUCUAACAGCUGUUGUCUUCGUUAACUCGUACACCAGCAGUUUAGUUUCUUACUUGAUGGCCCCGAAAUUCGUGCCCGUAAUCACCACCGUUCAAAGUUUGGCGGAUAGCAAUGAAAUUUCGCUCAUCGUGCUUAGACACACAUCCGUGGAAUCCACGUUGUUUGCCGCAACGUCAGGUGCGUUAGCGAAAAUUGGCGCACACCUUCAAUCUCAUCCGGAAAACCAGUUGAAGUUUCUGGAAAAUAUAGAAGAUCAGGUCUAUUAUCAAGGGAAGGCAUUUCCCCAUGAAGAAACAUCGCUUAUUGUGCGAAUUCACGAGGAUUUGAAGGCCACUAAACGAUGUCGCCUUGCUAUCGCUAAGGAACCGCUUUUCCCAGAUCAACAUGCCUUUGGCCUGGCAAAGUUCAGUCCGCUAACAAAAACCUUUAAUAACGAUGUUAUGUGGUUAAAACAAUUGGGCUUGUUGGACCACUGGAAAGCGUCUGCACUGCCGCCACCAAAUCGCUGCUCAGCACCGAUAUCUCAAUUACGUUCAACACCCAAUAAAAAGUUGACUCUCGAUUCACUUUCGAGUGCUUUCCUUCUCUACGGUGUUGGUGUUAUCGCCUCUAUCUCGGCAUUCAUAGUCGAGCUGAUUUUCUUCAAAUGUUUCUAAAAUGGGACAUACCCAAACUAUUGUUAUUAUAAUUGUUUUUUAAUGGCUUCAGUUCAACAACUUUCCUAUUUUCUAUUUCACCAUCAUUCAACUUCUUCUUUGUAAAUGAUCCGGUCGGGAUAAUGUUUAUCUGGGCGAAAGGUAAAAAAUGCCAUUAACAAGAAGAAAAUCAUUCCUUUCAUUUACUAAUUAUAUCUACAAUUUCUGUUCUAUUCCCACGCUUUUAUCGCUUACUAGAUUGUCUUAUUAAAGGUUCGUGCAUUGAA
Messenger RNA from Daphnia magna, 2538 nucleotides. RefSeq names its product glutamate receptor 1. Bases 947 to 2272 code for a protein of 441 amino acids. The record is from RefSeq and is a predicted model, not a curated record. Gene Ontology annotation, cellular component: membrane. NCBI's taxonomy places the organism in Eukaryota, Metazoa, Arthropoda, Branchiopoda, Diplostraca, Daphniidae. Gene Ontology annotation, molecular function: glutamate-gated receptor activity. The transcript is spliced from 10 exons.